Molecule: messenger RNA, 1971 nt
Organism: Gymnodraco acuticeps
Lineage: Eukaryota; Metazoa; Chordata; Actinopteri; Perciformes; Bathydraconidae
Product: zinc finger and BTB domain-containing protein 16-A-like
Exons: 3
Coding region: 410-1810 (466 amino acids)
Biological process (GO): regulation of transcription by RNA polymerase II
Molecular function (GO): RNA polymerase II cis-regulatory region sequence-specific DNA binding; DNA-binding transcription factor activity, RNA polymerase II-specific; protein binding
Source: RefSeq, a predicted model, not a curated record
AGGACGUGAGGUCUGGCUCUUUCCCCAGCAGACAGACAACAUAUGACGCUCCAUGUCACUUUACCGGACACAUUUACACGCGUUUUCAUGCGAAAUUGUGCCCUUUUUAGACAGCGACACUGUUGCCUCGUCCUUGUGUCUCCAGACGCACCAGUGUGGCUCAUUUAGCCUUGAUGACAUCAUGAUGAGGACUCUGGUCUUUUAGCCGAACACAAGCCCAAAUACUCCCUCCGUACUGUACGGUGUGCAUUGAUUGACAGGCUUUGAUUGGUUACUGGUAAUCGAUGUGCAGUAGCCGCGCGCUGUGAGGUGGGAAACUGGUUUUAUCUUGUUUACAAAGAUAGCUAAAAUCACGGCAGAGCGGGGAAGGCGAGCCUCAUGAGUUGGCCUCGUGGCUUGCAUCGACACAAUGGAUUUAUCUAAAAUGGGUAUGAUCCAGCUCCAGAACCCCAACCAUCCCACCGGCCUCCUGCUGAAGGCCAACCAGAUGCGUCUGGCGGGGACUUUGUGCGACGUGGUCAUCAUGGUGGACAACCAGGAGUUCCACGCUCACCGAACUGUCCUCGCCUGCACCAGCAAAAUGUUCGAGAUCCUCUUCCACCGCAGCAGCCAGCACUACACCCUGGACUUUCUCUCACCAAAGACUUUCCAGCAGAUUCUGGAGUACGCUUACACUGCCACGCUGCAGGCCAAGGUGGAGGACCUGGACGACCUUCUCUACGCCGCGGAGAUCCUGGAGAUCGAGUACCUGGAAGAGCAAUGCCUCAAGAUCCUGGAGACCAUUCAGUCCUCGGAUGAGAACGACGUGGAGGUCGGAGGCAGCGCGGAGGAAGAAGACGACCGCAAAGGAGCCAAAAACUCCAAAAAGCAUUCCAUGGAGGGGUCUUAUCUGACCGGAGCCCAGCAGAUGGCCAUCAUGACGGGAAUGGUGGAUCAAAGCCCGUCUGUUUCCACUUCUUUCGGCAUGUCCAACCUGAGUCCCACUAAAGCUGCCGUGGACAGUCUGAUGAGCAUCGGACAGUCUCUGCUCCAGCAGGGCUUCGGCGGGGAACAUCUGCUCCACCACGCCAACUCCAACCAGCUGAUGACCGAGAUCAAGACCGAGAUGAUGCAAGUAGACAUGGGAGGCAACGGCCACGACAGCCCGCCCAACAUGGAGUCCAGCGCCUCUAGCAACGGAGAGCGAAUGGGCGAGGACAGGAACCGAGACGGACCGGGAACCCCGACCAGGAGCAGCGUGAUCACCAGCGCCCGCGAGCUGCACUACGUCCGCGACGACCAGCAAGUUGACAUGAGCCAAAUGGGGCUGGAAGCAAUGGCGGGGAUGACGGAGAAACAUCUCGCCUCGCUCUAUUCCCUUCCCGUCAAUCACAAAUCGGACGGCCUCAUGUCCAUGCCGGCGGCCAUGGCAGCGUCCAUGGCCUCUCAACUGCCCAUGUCCCCGGCCCUGGCCAUGUCGAUGGACUUCAGCGCCUACGGGGCUCUCCUGCCGCAGAGCUUCAUCCAGAGAGAGUUCUUCAGCAAGCUGGGAGAACUGGCGGUCGGCAUGAAACCGGACGGCAGGAACCAGCACGAGCGAUGCAACGUGUGCGGCGUAGAACUUCCAGAUAACGAGGCUGUGGAGCAACACAAGAAGAUGCACAGUGGAAUGAAGACCUACGGCUGUGAGUUGUGUGGAAAGAGUUUCCUGGACAGCCUCCGUCUCCGGAUGCAUUUGCUGUCUCAUUCAGGUGAGGAAAUCAAACGCACCCAAAACCCUAAAACCACACUACGAUCACUGUCGAGCUACGCCUGUUUGGUUUCCUGCUGAUUGUAGGCAGUGGUGGAAAGUGAAUGUACUCAAGUAUUACUUUAAAUUAAUGGACAACUUGCUUUCACACAUCCUGCUGUAAACAUAAUAGUUUUAAGGGUGUGAAACACCCCGUUUCUGUGAUUUCUGGAUUAAAAACUGCUCUGAGAAACUUCACCAAA